GAAACCACUAAUGGGGAGUGCCGAGAUACAAGAGAGAGCUUGUCUUCUGCCUGUCUCCUCCCCUCACGACAGAUCACGAAGCACACGAUCAGAUCUUUGCGUGGUGUCACACAGCGAGUCCCAAAUCAAGGCAGGAUGACACCGGUGCGGCUUUAUGCGGUCUUUCUCUUUUGCUGCGCAGCGAGCACAGCGGCCGCCGGAAGUGGUGACGUCAAGCAGGUCAGUCAGCCGCACUCAAGGCAGCCAGUCACUCACGCAUCGUCUGCGUGUUCUGUGUUCUGUCUGUCUGCUUGGACCAGCGCCGUCGUCUCCGCGCAGUGCAGAAGGAGCGAUUGACCGAUGGCGGCCGAGGUGCCGUGAUGAAUCAACGAGACGGGGAUCAGCGGCGAAAGCUGCAGUCCGUGCUGACGGAAGAGGAAAUGGAUCGGUUGACUGGCAUAUUCAACGGCACCGACAGUUCAAGCUCAGCCUCGACUCCAGCCUACUCGACGGGCUUGGGUUACAGUCGAUGGGACUCGGGUGAGCAAAAUGACAAGAGAAAGAUAGCAUGCCUCUCCGAAGCGGUCGUGUGUUUCUUUCAGCAGCUAGCACCAGCACAACUGGCAGCACAUCCGGCAGCACCACCGGCAGCACCACCGGCAGCUCUGGGAACCCAAACGGCAACAGCGAAGUGGUACCACCGUCUAAUGGGGACCUGUAAGCGUUCACUUCCUACUUAGCUAAUGACUAGCUGACGACCCAGCCAUGGUGUGACUGAUGUCUCUCGUGGUUUCAGGAGUGUCCCUGAGAACAGCGGUGUCCUUGUGGACCCCAGGAGUGUCCCUGAGAACAGCGAUGUCCUUGUGGACCCCAACGACCAGUAAGCAUACGCUUCCUUCUGACGACGCACGCAUCGUGUGAACGUUGAUGUGACCUCGGUGGUCUCAGGGAUGUCGAGGACCCUCCUGAGGCAGAUGACCCGUAAGUGCAUGCACCCAAUCACAGAGUGUGCUCGUCGAUCAUCUUUUGCAGUCAACAAUUGGCAGGCCAGAUGAGAACACGUGGCAAGGUGUGUUGCCUCCAACACAGGACAGCGAGAGUGGAAGAGGCUCCGGCCUGAGAGACAACGACCGUGGAGGUUCCAGCUUGAGAGACAACGACCGUGGAGGUUCCAGCGUAGGGAACGAUGACAGAGGGCGGGAUGACAGCCGGGGAGGUGGCGGUGGUGGUGUCGGCGGCCGAGAUGACGGAGGAGGUGGUGGUUUCGGGAGCGACAGUGGGCCAGCUGGUGAGGAUAAUGGGGAUGGGGGCAGUGACGGGGGGGAUGGCGGUGAUGGUGAUGAAUGAAGGCAUAUAUAUAAGUCAUUGCUCGUCACUGCAAUGCCAUGGCUGCCUCCAAAAUUCUGGAGGGAAGGCCAAGAGGGAGUGCGUGCAGGGAGGGAUAUACAUGCACAUAUGUGUGGCGGUGUACCUGCCAGUCUUCGUACGGUUCAUACCUGCCUGUCUGUCUGUCUAUCUAUCUGUCUUGGCCGCUCAAUCUAUGAUCAAUUAGUCAGUUAGUACGGUGUAUUAGUCAGUUGUACGGUCAUGCCGUGAUUUUGAUGUCGAGCAAGUGUAUUUUUUCUUGUACUCACGCUCCUUCCCUCUCUAUAUGUGUGUGUUGUCACACGGGGGUGGGGGUGCAGCGGAAGAAGCGCGCGAGAGGCUGGCUGGCUUGCUGGUUCGCAUGUGUGUGCAGCAUCUAUUAUUUUGCAUGGUUCUGGCCCCGGUCCAGUCUGCACUGUGAUACGUUCGUGUAUCCUGGUGCAUGUGCGUUGCGACGAGUCAAGCUGAUGGUCCAACACCUGUGCGCACUUUCUGCAUUUUCCUGUAUGCGUUGGUAGGACAGGGUUGACAUUCAUACAGCUGCAAUAAGGUGGCUUAUGAGUUUUUUGCCGGCAACUUGGGGCUGGGCGCGUGCAUGCAUGCGAGCAGAGCGAAACAUGAAUGUCACGUUGCAUGUAUCACGCUUGUUUGCAGUGUGCGACAUCUUCUCGCAGUCAACGAACGUUGUCCAUUGUUUCUGCAUGUAUUGUUUCCCUUCGCUUGCUUUACGAACUGAUGCUGAAACGAAUUUCG
Messenger RNA from Vitrella brassicaformis, 2097 nucleotides. NCBI's taxonomy places the organism in Eukaryota, Vitrellaceae. The record is from the annotation of a GenBank genome assembly.